CCAAUCUAAAAAAAAACUACCGCUGUUUCAGACUCCCCCACUUCAACCACCCACUCCAGAAUGGAUUCCUCUGGAUUCUCCAUUCUCAACGGGACCCUCGACAAAUCUCACUGGGUUCUUCAAAUCAACGACCUUAUUCACCAAAAUGCCCUCCCUGCCGCCUCUCAUACCCCCAUUUCCAUCUUCCGACUACCGGAAUCCGUCCACGACGGCGACCAGGCGUCAUACCUCCCCUGCCAUGUCGCGCUGGGGCCGUACCACCAUUUCCGGCCAGAGCUUUCCAAGAUGGAGCUGUUCAAACUUGGGAAAGCCAAGAAUCUGAAUUGGGAUCCCCAACUCCAUGAGCUCGCAGAUCAGCUUAAGCCAUUGGAGCUCAAAAUCCGAGCUUGUUUUGAUCAAGCCCUUGAAAUUAGUGGCGAAACCUUAUCAUGGGUACUCCUCAUUGAUGGUUUGUUUCUAAUUCAUCUACUACUUCAAAAUAAGUAUAGGUGUCGUCCCUUUCAAUUCCCUCUACAGAUAUUUUAUGGGAAGUUAUCGUCUGAGUUUGAGAUUGUUAGUGAUAUGGUGAAGCUUGAGAAUCAGAUUCCAUUGUUUGUUCUCAAUGAAAUUUGCCCCAAAGAAUCCAACAACUUCUUGGCUCCUCUUUUAUACCAAUUCUCUGCCUCUGUUUCCCCAAUACAAUUGCCCUAUUUCAACCCUCGAUUGGAAUGCUUUGGAUUCUCCUCUUAUUUGCCUGAAAUCUUCGAUUUGUCUCACCAUUUGCUACAUUUUCUCUAUUAUCUGAUUUUGCUUAUUCCCGAAGAGAUAGACGUGUCUAAUCAUAGGCGAAGAGAUAGGGAGAAUUCUUCUCCUUCUUCUUCCUCUGUUGAAUUUGUGAGUCAGUGCUUCGAAAUUUUGGGCUCUGUUAUUAAUUUAGCCUUCAUUCAACAAGUCAAAGAGACCUUUGGUUUAAUUCAACGCGUGUAUAAACUUCUGGGUUUUAUAACUAAAUCAAAUUUGGUUGAGAAAAAACCUCUUUUGAUUAUUCCUUCUGCAUCAGAUUUGAAAACUGCUGGAUUCACUUUCAAAUCCACCGGAGCUGGUAUUCUCAAGUCUCGUUUUGAUAAGGAAACCCGCACUUUAACAUUGCCUUGUAUUCAUCUUGAUGGAUUCUCUCAAGUUUUUCUCAAGAAUCUAGUGGCGUUUGAAGCAAUGGCAGAGCUGAAUCCGCCUUGUUUGACCAAAUACACUGCGGUAAUUAAUGGGCUAUUGAGAAAUUCCAAAGACUUGAAGAUUUUAGAGAAAGCAAAGAUUGUUCGUAACCAUUUGAACAGUGAAGAAGAGGCUGUGGAGCUGUUUAAUGGGGUUGAGAACUCAACUAGCAGCUUGAAGAAAGACAGACUUUUGAAAAUCCAUCUGAAGGGUGGUUUCGUUUCUGAGUAUGGGGGUAAGUUCGUUCAAGAUGUCAAGAGGAACUAUGAACUGGGAUUGGGGGCUAUGGCUGAGGGGAUCAACAAAAUCUAUGAUAAUUGCUGGAGAAUGAAGAUGAAGAAAUUUAUGUCUCUUGUAUUCAAGUGUUUUGCCAUUCUUGUCCUUGUUUUCCUCAUUGUUCUUGUGAUUGCUAGAUUUCUUUGCAAGUUUCUCACCUGUCCUGUGGGAAUCUUUCAAACUGUCAUUGCUCUUCAUCAGAUGUAUUGAGAAUAAUCAUGUUGAUCAUCUAAGAACAUGAUGAGAAAUUAGUGGAGAAUUAUGAAAGGCAAGUACCCAUAAAA
Benincasa hispida (wax gourd) is the source of this 1751-nucleotide messenger RNA. Its product is annotated as putative UPF0481 protein At3g02645. The record is from RefSeq and is a predicted model, not a curated record. NCBI's taxonomy places the organism in Eukaryota, Viridiplantae, Streptophyta, Magnoliopsida, Cucurbitales, Cucurbitaceae.